Messenger RNA from Pelobates cultripes (western spadefoot toad), 31578 nucleotides. Lineage: Eukaryota; Metazoa; Chordata; Amphibia; Anura; Pelobatidae. The record is from the annotation of a GenBank genome assembly.
CGGAAGCGGAAGCUCCUGUCACUGAGGGAAGAUGGCGGCCUCCAGCGCUCUGCUGUCCCCCGUGUUCCAGCUGGUCCGGGCCGGGUACCGGGUGCUCACCCGGGGGGUCUGGGGCCCAACUCUGCUCCACAGCCGCAGCCUGAGGGAGUGUGAGUACAGGGAGCGGCGGCCCGGCGGGGGAGGGAGAGACCGGGAAACCGAGUGACCGACCGAGUAACCAAAUAACCUACCGAAUAACUAACUAACUAACCUACUGACCGACUAACUAACCAACCAACCAACUAACUAAACUAACCCACCGACCGAAUAACUAACUAACCUACUAACUAACCUACUGACCGACCGAGUAACCAAAUAACUAACCUACUGACCGACUAACCGACCAACUAACUAACUAACUAACCUACUGACCGACUAACCGACCAACUAACUAACUAACUAACCUACUGACCGACUGACUGAGUGACCGACCAACUAACUAAUCAAUCAACUAACUAAACUAACCUACCGACCGACCGACCGACUAACUACUCAAUCAACUAACUAACUGUGUGUGACCUCACUAUACCGCCCUCACCAUAACAACAUUAUCAUCAUUAAUAUUAUCCGACCACCUUCCCCUCCAUUAUACCAAACUCGCUAUCCCACCACCUUCCUCUCCAUUACACCAAACUCGCUAUCCCACCACCUUCCUCUCCAUUACACCAAACUCGCUAUCCCACCACCUUCCUCUCCAUUACACCAAACUCGCUAUCCCACCACCUUCCUCUCCAUUACACCAAACUCGCUAUCCCACCACCUUCCUCUCCAUUAUACCAAACUCGCUAUCCCACCACCUUCCUCUCCAUUAUACCAAACUCGCUAUCCCACCACCUUCCUCUCCAUUAUACCAAACUCGCUAUCCCACCACCUUCCUCUACAUUGCUCCUCGGCUUCGCUAUCCCACCACCUUCCCCUCCAUUACAUAGAGCUUCGCUAUCCACCACCUUCCUCUCCAUUAUACCAGGCUUCAGCUAUCCACCUUCUCUCCAUUACAUAGCUUCAGCUAUCACCCCAUUCCUCUCCAUUAUAUAGGCUUCGCUAUCCCACCACCUUCCUCUCCAUUACACCAAACUCGCUAUCCCACCACCUUCCUCUCCAUUAUACCAAACUCGCUAUCCCACCACCUUCCUCUCCAUUAUACCAAACUCGCUAUCCCACCACCUUCCUCUCCAUUAUACCAAACUCGCUAUCCCACCACCUUCCCCUCCAUUACACCAAACUCGCUAUCCCACCACCUUCCCCUCCAUUAUACCAAACUCGCUAUCCCACCACCUUCCUCUCCAUUACACCAAACUCGCUAUCCCACCACCUUCCUCUCCAUUACACCAAACUCGCUGUCCCACCACCUUCCUCUCCAAUACACCAAACUCGCUAUCCCACCACCUUCCUCUCCAUUACACCAAACUCGCUGUCCCACCACCUUCCUCUCCAUUAUAUCAAACUCACUAUACCACCACCUUCCUCUCUGUAACGGACUGUUUUGCUCACCAGAGGUUAAAAACCGUUUAGGCGAUAUUCCCCUUUCCAGAUACACCGACAGCUACUGUAAGCACCGAUCUCCCGAACUGGAAACACAUGAACACUGGAAAUAUCUGAACAGGAAAACCAUACGAAAGGGUUACACUCCUGGCAGUCAGCAUACAAUCCAAUUCCCCCAAUAAUGAGACGACACUUCACUUUGAGGGUUAAGCAGAAUCUGACUGUACUGGCACAUACAGCCUCUUUUAUUCCCAAUCCACAAACUUAGUACUGCACACAGGGUUUUACAGAACAACCAAUCAAUUUGUACAGUACACACAGACACUCCCACACAAAAUCCUCCCCUCUGCCUGUGAUAUGAUUACUGAACACAAUGGUUAAUCUAAUUAUCACAGACAGAGAAAUACAGUUUUAUAAAACACAUCACAGAGACCCCAAAACAUGCAAUAACCCCAUAAAAGUAUAUCAUUAGAACCGGGGGAUCUGGGUGAACCACAUAUCCAAAAUUCACCCAGAUCCGUUCAGUACUUUGGAAGAUACAGUUUAAUGCAGAUUCUGCAGAACAUAUACAGGCUAAAUGAAAAACAAUCACUGUAUAAUGUGUCCCCUGCUGUAUAGUCCAAAACCACUGCACAAUGUCUCUGUGCACCAAAUACCGGCGAGAUGGCACCGUGUUGAAAAGUCCAAACAGUGUCUGUGAGUUAAAAUGGCCGCCCUCCAUUGUUCUCACCAUGUGCUUCUGAUACAGGAAAUGGUGGCCACCCAGUAACUCCACAGUAUGUCUCCAGAUGGUUCUUAAAGGGCCAGCAGCAGCACAACACAAAUCCCUUAUGCCCAAAUCACGUCUUUAAAGGGCAAUACAUCCCAGGGACCAUAGUCACAUGGCAGGAGGCGGGCAGCCAGGCUUUGUCCAGUGGCUCCAAUGUCCAGUGGCGAGGCGGCUUUCGCCACACUCUCCAUUAUACCAAACUCGCUAUACCACCACCUUCCUCUCCAUUAUACCAAACUCGCUAUACCACCACCUUCCUCUCCAUUAUACCAAACUCGCUCUACCACCACCUUCCUCUCCAUUAUACCAAACUCACUAUACCACCACCUUUAAUCACAUACAGGAGGCUCUUGCAGGGUCUAGCAAGCUAUUAACAUAGCAGGGGAUAGGGAAAAUUUAAACUUAACAGAACUUGCAAUAAAGAAAGGAUAAACUUUAGAUGACUCUUUACAGGAAGUGUUUAGGAAGGCUGUGCAAGUCACAUGCAGGGAGAUGUGACUAGGGUUCAUAAACAAAGGGAUUUAACUCAUAAAUGGAAGAGAAUUGAGCAGUGAGGAUGCAGGGGUAUUUUCUAUGCACUAAAACUGCUUCAUUAAGCUAAAGUUGUGUUGGUGACUAUAGUGUCCCUUUAAAUACUCAGCAAGCUUUUUAAAGGGACACUACGUCACCAAAAAAGUUAGCUUAAUAAAGCAGUUUUGGCGUACAGAUCAUAGCCCUGCAGUCUCACUGCUCAAUUCUCUGACAUAUAGGAGUUAAAUCACUUUGUUCAUACAGCAUUAAUCACACCUCCUUGCAUGUGACUUGCACAGCCUUCCUAAAUAUUUCCUAUAAAUCAUCUGUUUACACUUCCUUUAUUACACAUUAUGUUUAAUUUAGAAUAUUGUAUCCCCUUCUCCCUUUAUAGCCUUUUUGACCUUCUGGAGUUUCCUGUGUGUGAUUAACGUUCAAUUUACAGAGCAGGAGAUAAAUACUUAAGCUCUCUCUUCCAGCUGCCUGUAUUGCUCCUGACACCCAUUUUCAGAUCCCAAUGGACACUGUCGUACCUGUCGCACAUGAUUAUGAGACUGGUAGAUCCUCUGUAGAACUUAUAUCGUGAUCCGAGAGAAGAAAUCUUCCCCUCACAGUCAUUUCUAACAAUAGCUGUGGGAAUAGACUAAAAUUAUUGGAGGAAGCACCACAUCAUGUCAUAUGUCUUAUGAUAUAUUUAGAUUUUAGUGAAAUCCCAGUGUUGUCAGUAUAAGGGUUUCAUAGAGAUUAUAUAUGUAGUGACAGAGCUAGUUUAAAGUUUCCUUUCUCUGUCUUUAGAUAGGAUCAUGGAUCUCACACAGCGCCCUCCUAUGGUGGUGCCGCCUGUCUGAUUUGCCUUUGGGAAUUUCUAAAUCGGAACUUAGUUGCUCUUUUUUGAAUAUAUUCUUGUAUUAUUGCUUUCUAAUCUAAAAUUUAAUUACACAAAUAUGUAUAGAUGUUUUCAUAUUUUGAUUUAUUUUCUUUUUACAUUAUGUAAAUUUAUGUGCAAUUGUCCUGUUUUUCCCGCAGUGGUGGAGGAGAAAUCUGGGAAGGUGACUGUGGUGAGUACUGUUAGUGAAAUCUCUGGUAUAUUGUGUGCAGUAUCAGGGUUAAAUCCAGUGUUUCUUAUUAAUAUGCAGCUCUUUUUUUGAUAUGUGUUUAUUUUUUAUUUGUGGUCCUUGUAGAACUGCACACUCCAUAAAAUACCCGAAGAAGACUUGGAGUGCCUGUUUCCUUAAAGAGACUAUAGUCACCAGAACACCUACAGCUUAAAGAGUCACCUGAACAACUUUAGCUUAAUGAAGCAGUUUUGGUGUAUAGAACAUGCCCCUGCAGCCUCACUGCUCAAUCCUCUGCCAUUUAGGAGUUAAAUCCCUUUCUUUAUGAACCCUAGUCACACCUCCCUGCAUGUGACUUGAACAGCCUUCCAUAAACACUUCCUGUAAAGAGAGCCCUAUUUAGGCUUUCUUUAUUGCAAGUUCUGUUUAAUUAAGAUUUUCUUAUCCCCUGCUAUGUUAAUAGCUUGCUAGACCCUGCAAGAGCCUCCUGUAUGUGAUUAAAGUUCAAUUUAGAGAUUGAGAUACAAUUAAGGUAAAUUACAUCUGUUUGAAAGUGAAACCAGUUUUUUUUUUUCCAUGCAGGCUCUGUCAAUCAUAGCCAGGGGAGGUGUGGCUAGGGCUGCAUAAACAAACAAAGUGAUUUAACUCCUAAAUGACAGUGAAUUGAGCAGUGACAUUGCAGGGGAAUGAUCUAUACACUAAAACUGCUUUAUUUAGCUAAAGUAAUUUAGGUGACUAUAGUGUUCCUUUAAUGUAUGGUAUACAGCUUAAUGUAGUUGUUCUGGUGAGUAUAAUAACUCCCUUCAGGCAUUUUCAUGUAAACACUGCCUUUUCAGAGAAAAGGCAGUGUUUACAUUGCACCUAGGGACACUUCCAGUGACCACUCCUUAGAUGGCCACUGCAGGGGCUUCCUGGCUCAGUGCUGUACAGUAGGCAGCACUGCCGUUCAGCAUAUACACACUGCAUGGAGACGCUGAAUUUUCCUCAUAGAGAUGCAUUGAUUCAAUGCAUUUCUAUGAGGAGGUCCUGAUUGGCCAAAAUGACAUUUGGCCCCAGCCCCGUGCAGAUUUUAGCCAAUCCAAUGCUUUCCCUAUGUAAAAGCAUUGGAUUGGCUAAAAAUUGGUUAUUAUGAUGUCACAAAGGGGGCAGAACCAGCCCUGGCGGGCCCGCGCGGCACUGGAAUAAGGUGAGUUUUAAACUUCUAUAGGGGACUAAGGGGGGGCAAGCAACCUAAAUGGUGGGUUUAGCACUAUAGGGUCAGGAAUACAUGUUUGUGUUCCUGACCCGAUAGUGAGCCUCUAAUUUCACUAACCAUUAACUCAUGGUAAAUGUCAUAAAGUGUUCUUCAAACCGGUACCUAAAGUGCACCCCAAUGAAAUUAAAGUAAACCUUAGUAAAGUGUCCCCAAAGAAUCGUGUGUAAAAGUCUUUUUGCAUAUUCUCAUAGUGGAUACAACUUGCAAUAAGUGCAGAUCUAGUAUCUGCAGCUCCUACAAGCAUUCCCCUUUUACCCAUUAAAGACUUGUCUGUCCUGGAGUUGGAGCACUGCUGAGCUAAUCCCAUAUACAGUGCAUUCUAGUACAGCAAAGCUUUCUGCGAGUUGUCAUUUAUAUUCCAGCUUUUUUACUGCUGAAUGCCAACAGAUUACAACUCGCAGAAACCUUAGUCAUGGGUCAUGUACAGCAUCAUUCUCUGAGCAAAAAAUACUGCAGAUUACAAGACAGUGCUCAAAGUGUAGGCUUAUGGGGGGGAAAAAACAGCUAGACACUAAGAAAUGUAAAAACAUCCACUUUCUCUGUCCCACACAGCUAUCAGUACUGAGAGAAAGCACUUGAUUAGAGUGAUAGAAACAUAGAAUGUGACGGCAGAUAAGAACCAUUCGGCCCAUCUAGUCUGCCCAAAUUUAUAAAUACUUUUAUUAGUCCCUGGCCUUAUCCUUUAGUUAGGAUAGCCUUUUUGCCUAUCCCACGCAUGCUUAAACUCCUUUACCGUGUUAAUCUCUACCACUUCAGCUGGAAGGCUAUGCCAUGCAUCCACUACCCUCUCAGUAAAGUAAUACUUCCGGAUAUUAUUGUUAAACUUUAGCCCCUCUAAUUUAAGACUAUGUCCUCUUGUUGUGGUAGUUUUUCUUCUUUUAAAUAGUCUCCUCCUUUAUUGUGUUGAUUCCCUUUAUAUAUUUAAAUGUUUCUAUCAUAUCCCCUGUAGCGGAUGGCACUGGGCUGUCCUGAGAAUUACAUGUGUUUGAAUGCAUUCGUGUAAAAUGGCAAAGUUAUAUGUGUUAAAUGUAUUGUAUUCGUCUGAAUGUUAGGUAGUUUCAUUCCCUUAGUUUGUUCGAAUGAAACUACCGAACAGUCAGACCUCCCCUGUGUGAAGUGUGCCUUCAAUUACCCAUUGCAACAUUGUUGCGAAUGGGUAAUUGACAAGCUGAGUAGCCGUCCUUUGUUCUCGGGGGUGGCCGCCAUUCGGGAUACGAACACAUGGCGGCGGCCAUUUUUAAAACUCCCGAACAGCAGUGUUUUGCCGUUGAGUGUCUGGAACUCAAAUCGGGCACUCGACUAGGCGAACACAAGACCUCCACAAGCCCGGUCCGUUCGGUUCCAAACUACCGAACGGCCCCUGGUUCGGUAGAUAGAAACAACCGAACAAGGGGAUUCAGGCGAACCCUCCCUAGAGGCUUUCGUGCAGUUUAUUCCCUUACUCCAGGACCUACCGCAGGGCCCCAUCGCAUGUGUGAAGGCUAAAUGCCUGUAUUAGUUCGGUUCAAUAUAUAGGGAAUAAAUGUAUUUGUUUACCGAAAGAGGACCAUACACCCUGGGUAGCAAUUAGCAUUAGAACGCGGAGAAAACCGCGACUUAAUUGCUACUAGGUGGCCGCCAUUCGACAUACGAACACGUGGCGAGAACAAAGGAUGGCGGCCAUCUUAAAACUCACGAAUGCAGUUAGCGGGGCUUACGCAUAAAUUUCAUGGAACUAAUUUCGGUACGGCAAACAUGCGAACGCCCGGUCACCACGGAAGUCCUGGAUGAAUACGUUCCCCUACACGAAUCCAACUGGCGUUCGGUAGAUAGAAUCUACCGAAUAAGGGGAACAUUCACAGGUAACCAGCUGCACCAUACGAACUGUGGUUUUCGUGCAGUUAGAUGUGAACGGAGACCAGCUCUUGCUACUGAUUCUCUGGAACUCAAAAUCGGAUACCUCCACAUGGCGAGCCGGUCAAACUUCCACAUGAUGCGACACGGAAACUACCAAACGGAAAUUCGUGAGAUUUGGAUAUAUGACUACCAGUAUCCUCAGCUACCCAGGGAUGUUGAAAUUAUGUUUGUAUGUGGCAUAAAAAGUACUUUUCUAAAAUUGUUAAAAACUGUAACAUUUUUGGCCAGCAGAUAAUUGAGCUUUGUGUAUUGUAGAAACUCAAUUAUCUAGCCUGGCCCAGAGGAGGAGUUUUGUGUUGCAUAAAUUGUGAGUUCUGUGUGCCAGUAAAUCAGUCUUGUUCCAGCAUUAAGCUUUGGUUCAUGUGUGGAUUAUUCGGCGAUUGCAGGGAUAUUUCUACUCGUGGAAUAUUGGGUGUUUUUCUUUUAUGGGAAGAAGGGAAUGCUUGACGGUGAUACCCUAUACUACCGUCACAGCAUGUGUAAAAUGUACUUUGUAAUGGUGAUAAUGUUGAAUCUUAAUUUCUUCUCAUCUUCGGUUGAUUGAUAUAUAUACUUCUUUUGUAUAUAUAUUCUUGGGCCAAAUGCUCGCCACAAUAAUAUAUAUGUCUAUAUUAUUGAAAAGUAGUAAUACGCAAUCUGACUUACGGUUUCUUCCGGUUUAUUCUUAGUUACAGAUACAUAAUAAAACAUAAUAAAUGAUGUUACAGGAUUAUGGACAUUCAACAGCAGAUGGUAAUUGCUGGACUUCUUAUCGGAGAGUUACAUCGUUGUACAGAGCCAAGAGAAGACUGAGAGUGACCUCGUGUCCCUCUGUUACUAUAAAGAUGUGCUAAUACUAACGUCAGCAUAUAACUCUAGCCAUAUAAGGACAAGACCCCCGAAUCCACAUUCCAGAGCUCUCGGACACAGAAAGCCUUGUGACUUAUUGAUACCAUCUGUUACUUAUGUCAAUCCACACAUCCAUAUAUAUAAUCAAUAGAAACAUAGAAUAUGCAAUAUUCUACAGCAUGGAACCCCAUUCGGCUGUUUUCUCCAGUGCGGUCGGUCAUUUUAUUCCCUCCAUAAAUUUCCCGAACCCCUGGUCUGAUCUGGGUGAUUUUUGGAUAUGUUGUUCACCCAGAUCAGGGCUACCAGGGGAUGUAUAAUUUAAAGUGGUACCCCUAAGUUUAGGGGUACAUCCAGAAACGGGGGAAAUUGGUGUGCUGGAUAAGGGGAUUAUUAUGUAGGCUGAGGGGAGGAGAUGUGUGGGAGGUUACCAGAGCAGGAUUGGCUACUGUACAAAUUAAUGGAAAUCCCUCCCUUGCGUGGGAGCAGGCUUUAUAAGGCCACUGCGUGAAUAAAACUUUAGUUCUGCUCCUGAUACUGUGUGUUGUCCGGUUAUUGGGAUUGCUGUUGGGAUACUGCUGUUAUUUUGCCUGCUGGAUACUUUACCCUAUGGAUUUAUAAUUGCUUGUUCCUGAACCUCCCUGGGAUCUAAAGUGGAGAUAGGCUGUGUAAUACCAGCUCUCCGCUACAUCCCGCCUGUCUCGUCUUUCCUCCAAGCUAUACAUGUUAAGAUCCUUUAACCUUUCCUGGUAAGUUUUAACCCGCAAUCCAUGAACCAGUUUAGUAGCCCUUCUCUGAACUCUCUCUAAGGUAUCAAUAUCCUUCUGGAGAUACGGUCUCCAGUACUGCGUACAAUACUCCAAGUGAGGUCUCACCAGUGUUCUGUACAAUGGCAUGAGCACUUCCCUCUUUCUACUGCUAAUACCUCUCCCUAUACAACCAAGCAUUCUGCUAGCCUUUCCUGCUGCUCUAUUGCAUUGUCUGCCUACCUUUAAGUCAUCAGAAAUAAUCACCCCUAAAUCUCUUUCCUCAGAUGUUGAGGUCUUGGGUUUUUACGUCCAAGAUGCAUUAUCUUGCACUAAUCCACAUUAAAUGUCAAUUGCCACAACUCUGACCAUUUUUCUAGUUUACCUAAAUCAUUUGGCUUAUCUCUCCUGGAACGUCAAUCCUGUUACAUAUCUUAGUAUCAUCAGCAAAAAGACAUACCUUACCAUUUCGACCGUCUCCAAUAUCACUUGUAAAAACAUUAAAGAGAAUGGGUCCAAGUACAGAUCCCUGAGGUACCCGACUGGUAACUAGACCUUGCUUCAAAUUUACUCCAUUGACUACAGCACUCUGUUGCCUGUCACUCAGCCACUGCCUUACCCAUUCAACAAUAUUGGAAUCCAAACUUAAAGAUUGCAAUUUAUUGAUAAGCCUUCUAUCUGCAACGUGUUAAAGGCCUUACUGAAAUCUAGGUAAGCAAUGUCUACUGCACCACCCUGAUCUAUUAUUUUAGUUACCCAAUCAAAAAAAUCAAUACGAUUAGUUUGGCAUGAUCUCCCUGAAGUAAACCCAUGUUGUCUCUGAUCUUGAAAUCCAUGUGUUUUUAGAUGUUCAUCAAUCCUAUCCUUUAACAUGGUUUCCAUCACUUUCCCCACUACUGAAGUAAGGCUUACUGGCCUAUAGUUGCCCGUCUCCUCCCUACUACCUUUCUUGUAAAUGGGCACAACAUUCGCUAACUUCCAAUCUUCUGGGACUACUCCUGUUAACAAUGAUUGGUUAAAUAAAUCUGUUAAUGGUUUUGCUAGUACACCACUAAGCUCUUAACUUUGGGUGUAUUCCAUCAGGUCCCAUUGACUCAUUUGUCUUUACUUUUGACAGUUGAAAUAGAACCUCCUCUUCUGUAAACUCGCAUGUAAUAAAAGACACAUUUGUCCUUUUUCCUAACUGAGGUCCCUUUCCUUAAUUUUCAUCUGUAAAUCCUGAACAAAAAUAUUAAUUGAGGCAGUCAGCUAGACCUUUAUCUUCUUUUACAUACCUUCCUUCUUUUGGUUUUUAUUCUAACUAUUCUUGUUUUACUUUCCUUUUCUCAUUUAUGUAUCUAAAAAAAGAGUUUUUUUUGUUUUUGUUUUUUUUAACUGACUGUAUAAUAACUAAAUGCUAACUUUUUGUUUUUUACUAUUUUGGCCACAUCUGCAGAGUACAAUCCUAAUGCAAUUUUCUCUUGCCUUCAGCAGUGCAACUUUUAAAUAAUCCCAUUUCUCUUGGACUCCAUUUAAAUUGCUCCAGUCUGAUAAUGACUCCUUUACACACAUUCCUAUUUUAGAAAAAAAUAAUUUCUAAAGUCUAAAACUUUUUUGUUUUUGUGUGGUGUGACUCAGUCACUGUUCUUAUAUUAAACCACACUGACUGAUGAUCACUGGAUCCUAAACUUUCACCUACAUCAAUAUAUGAUACCAAAUCUCUAUUUCUUAACACUAAAUCUAGUAUGGCCUCUUUACGAGUUGGCUCCUCAAAGACUUGUUUUAGAGACAAUCCCAGUAGGGAGUUUAGAAUAUGUGUGCUCCUGGCACAAGCAGCUAUUUUGGUUUUCCAGUUCACAUCAGGAAGAUUAAAGUCACCCAUGAUGAUAACUUCCCCCUUCAUUGUCAUUUUAGCUAUUUCCUCAACUAGUAGAUUAUCUAACUCUUCAAUUUGUCCUGGGGGCCUAUAAAUCACACCUACAUGAGUUACUGUGUGAUUGCCAAAUUCUAACGUAGCCCAAACAGACUCUAUGUUUGCCUCACUAACUUUUAUUAGGCUAGAUUUUAUGCUAUCCUUCACAUACAAGGCCACCCCUCCCCCUUUCUUGCCUUCCCUAUCUUUCCUAUAUAAAGAGUACCCUGGUAUUGCUAUGUCCCAGUCAUUUUCUCAUUGUACCAUGUCUCAGUAACAGCGACUAAAUCUACACUAUCAGUUGCCAUUAUUGCCACAAGUUCAUGGAUCUUAUUCCCUAAACUGCGAGCAUUUGUAGACAUGACUCUAAGCUUAUCAUUUUUUAACACACUUGCUACAGGCACCUUCUGUCCUUGUUUUGGGGACAAUUGGAUUGAUGUUUUAUCACCCUUUUGCCCCCCCCUUCUAGUUUAAAUACAUCCUAACAAAACCUCUGAACUGCUCACUGAGAACAUUUGUUCCCUUUUGAGAAAGAUGCAAACCAUCUUUUUUGUACAGCUUAUCUCCAUUCCAAACAGAGCUACCAUGAGAAAUAAAGCCAAAUCCUUGCUCCAGACACCAUUCACCAAGCCACAAGUUAAAGUCCCUAAUGCAGGGGUGCAGAAUUGUGAGCAAGGAUUGUAUUUUUGAGGAUUAAUUUUAUUAUUGAACAACAACCAUGUUCUCAAUGAACCCAAAAACUCAUUAAUAUCAAAGCUGAAUAUUUUUUGCAGGUAGUUUUUUAGUUUGUUUUUAGUUACUUAGCUAUGUUAGGGGAGUUAUCUGUGUGUGCAGGUGACUAUUACUGUGCAUAAUUAUUAGGCAACAACAAAAAACAAAUAUAUACCCAUUUCAAUUUAUUUGUAUUACCAGUGAAACCAAUAUAACAUCUCAGCAUUCACAAAUAUACAUUUCUGACAUUCAAAAACAAAACAAAAACAAAUCAGUGACAGCCAUAGCCACCUUUCUUUUGCAAGGACACUCAAAGAAGCCUGCCAUCCAUGGAUUCUGUCAGUGUUUUGAUCUGUUCACCAUCAACAUUAAGUGCGGCAGCAACCACCUCCCGAACACUGUUCAGAGGAAUUUGCAUUUUCCCCUCCUUGUAAAUCUCACAUUUGAUGAUGGAUCACAGGUUCUCAAUGGGGUUCAGAUCAGGUGAACAAGGAGGCCAUGUCAUUAGAUUUUCUUCUUUUAUACCCUUUCUUGCCAGCCACGCUGUGGAGUACUUGGGCGUGUGUGAUGGAGCAUUGUCCUGCAUGAAAAUCAUGUUUUUCUUGAAGGAUGCAGACUUCUUCCUGUACCACUGCUUGAAGAAGGUGUCUUCCAGGAACUGGCAGUAGGACUGGGAGUUGAGCUUGACUCCAUCCUCAACCUGAAAAGGCCCCACAAGCUCAUCUUUGAUGAUACCAGCCCAAACCAGUACUCCACCUCCCCCUUGCUGGCGUCUGAGUCGGACUGGAGCUCUCUGCCACCCCCCACCAAUCCAGCCAUGGGCCCAUCCAUCUGGCCAUCAAGACUCACUCUCAUUUCAUCAGUCCAUAAAACCUUAGAAAAUCAGUCUUGAGGGCCUUUCUUGGCCCAGUCUUGGCGUUCAGCUUGUGUGUCUUGUUCAGUGGUGGUCGUCUUUCAGCCUUUCUUACCUUGGCCAUGUCUCUGAGUAUUGCACACCUUGUGCUUUUGGGCACUCCAGUGAUGUUGCAGCUCUGAAAUAUGGCCAAACUGGUGGCAAGUGGCAUCGUGGCAGCUGCACGCUUGACUUUUCUCAGUUCAUGGGCAGUUAUUUUGGGCCUUGGUUUUUCCACACGCUUCUUGCGACCCUGUUGACUAUUUUGAAUGAAACGCUUGAUUGUUCGAUGAUCACGCUUCAGAAGCUUUGCAAUUUUAAGAGUGCUGCAUCCCUCUGCAAGAUAUCUCACUAUUUUUUACUUUUCUGAGCCUGUCAAGUCCUUCUUUUGACCCAUUUUGCCAAAGGAAAGGAAGUUGCCUAAUAAUUAUACACACCUGAUAUAGGGUGUUGAUGUCAUUAGACCACACCCCUUCUCAUUACAGAGAUGCACAUCACCUAAUAUGCUUAAUUGGUAGUAGGCUUUCGAGCCUAUACAGUUUGGAGUAAGACAACAUGCAUAAAGAGGAUGAUGUGGUCAAAAUACUAAUUUGCCUAAUAAUUCUGCACUCCCUGUACACAUCCGCCUGUCGUUCUGAGUGUUAUGCACUGGCAGAACUUUAGAGAAUGACAGCGUGGAAGCAACCUGCCGUAUAUCAUUGGCAAAAACACUAAUAACUUCCUUUACCUCUGAAACCUCUUUGCAAGCCAAGUCAUUUGUCCCUAGAUGGACAAGUACAUCAGUACUGAGAGGAGGCACUGGAUUAGAGUGAUGGGAUUCCCUGUCCUACACAGCUAUCAGUACUGAGAGAAGAUGCUGGAUUAGGGUUAUGGGAUUCUCUGUCCCACACAGCUAUCGGUACUGAGAGAAGGCACUGGAUUAGAGUGAUGGGAUUCUCUGUCUGUACCACUGGAUUAGAGUGAUGGGAUUCCCUGUCCUACACAGCUAUCAGUACUGAGAGAAGAUGCUAGAUUAGGGUUAUGGGAUUCUCUGAUCCACACAGCUAUCGGUACUGAGAGAAGGCACUGGAUUAUAGGGAUGGGAUUCUCUGUCCCACACAGCUAUCGGUACUGAUAAAAGACACUGGAUUAGGGUGAUGGAAUUCUCUGUCCCACACAGCUAUCAGUACUGAGAGAAGAUGCUGGAUUAUAGUGAUGGGAAUCUCUGUCCCACACAGCUAUCAGUACUGAGAGAAGGCACUGGAUUAGAGUGGUGGGAUUCUCUGUCCCACGCAGCUAUCAGUACUGAGAGAAGGCACUGGAUUAGAUUGAUGGGAUUGUCUCAGUAUUGUGUUGGAUGUUGAGCGCUUUAUAAACCGGUUUCCAUUGAAGAACAUGAAGAGCCUGCUUCUCCUGUCUGCCGCAGACACUUUGGAAGUUGGACACGCUCUCUUAAUGUAGCCUGGCCGGGAACUCUGUGGCAGCUGGUCACUUCCAUAUUGAAUAACAAUCAUGGCAUUAAAGCAGUCAGUAUAAGGCUAGCUGCUGCCAGAUGUUCAGGGUGACCAGUUACUGCAUGGUGACUCAGAAGCCAGCUGUUCUUCCUGCUUUCAUUACAAUAAAGUCACGACGGCUAAAUAUUUAUUCAUGAGAUUGUUGAGGUGUUGCGAGCCAGCACAGCUGUAUGUGCAUUUUUUAAUACGAACUUAAAUUAUCAAUGUUUUGUGGUCAUUUGGUAACUCAGUACAUACUCUUCUGGGUGGCCUGCGUGUAGUAUGGAUGGCGAUGUGUGCCUGCGUGUAUGUAUAAUGGUGUUUUUUUUGCAUGUAGUAUGGAUUGCGGUGUGUGCGCCUGCGUGCCUGCGUGUAGUAUGGAUAGCGGUGUGGGCACAGGUGUAGUAUGUGUAGCAGGGUGGUAUACAUGUACACAGCCAGGAGCAGAAAGGUCUACAUUUGCUCUUCAUUUAAAAAGACACUCUACGGCCCCUCACCCAAAAAUAAUGAUUUAGUAGAUAUACUCCAAAUAAAAACUUGCAUACAUUUAACUAUGCAUUCUUUUAUUUGGGUAUAUCUAAAACUAGCUUGCAAAAGCUGCAGAUCUCUGGUCUGCAGCCUUUUCAAGCCCUCCUCUUCUAAUCCCACCCAGACUUUCUGUGGCUGUCCAAUCAGACUCCCCAAUGCAGUUCAAUUAGAAGUCUUUGCAAAGGAGGUGCCCUAGGUAAUUGCUGUCUCUUGAGGACAGAUGCAUUGAACUAACGAAAACGGGUAUUAACAGGACCGCUUGUUUGAUUGACAGCCAGAGUGUAACAACGGUUAACAACGUUCAUUUAUAAAAGUGAAAAUUUCUGUUGAAUUCUGCCUUUUUGCAAAAUUAUAAAGAGGGCACACUCUUCACACACAAAGCAUUUCCGCAAGUGACGGCUGAAAUGUGAAAUGAAAUUAUUAGGUUUAUAAUAAAAUAAGAUAUCGGAAGAAGGAAUAAAAACUGGUGCAAAGACACAUUUUGGUGCACUAUAGAGAAUGUACGAAAAAUAGCACGUGCACACAAAGCCUAGAAUAUAAGGAAGCAAAUAUACCAGUUUUUAUACCGAAACCCCAUGUACCUGUUUCUCCUCAUUUCAUUGUGUGUCCUGACAGCACACCGGGUUGAAGGGUUAAUAAGUCAAUAUGAAACAAUCAGUAUGUUUUAGUUUUUUUCCACAUAUUGCCUUCCUCCCAUUGCCAGCAGCUAGUCAAUGGACCCGUGAGGCCUGCGUGCGUCACUGGUCAGGUUAACAAGGGUGAUGGCGAGAUAGUGAUCUUAUUGUACCAGAUCCAGGCCCUGUCAUAGUAAGAACAAACAGUGUCAGACUAAGGGGUGCAGGUUAUUGUAAUUGUAUGAUGUCUUCUCGGCUUGGCCGUGCUUUUAUUGAAUAUUUUCUAAAAAACAUCUAAACUCGUGGAACCAACAUCCCCGGGAUACCGCCGGACACUCGGUCACCAUGAUCUGAAAACAUUUCUUGCAAUCGCUUUGUUGGAUCUCAUUGUUUUUAUUGGAUAGCCAGGAUUGUGUUGAUUCCUGGUGGGGGAGAGGUCGUCUGUCUUGCUUUGUGUUUCAGGCUGUCCCGGGCUCCAUAUACCCAUCUGUGCUGUGCAUUGAAAGACCUCACCGAUUCAUGGAAAAUUAUUUACCUCUUAUACAACUGCAGACAAUUCUAAAGACAGAAUGCAACAGCUGAUAAGUUCAGAUGUAAUCGUUACCAAACCUUGUGAUUUAUGCUAAUAAACAUUUUAUCUUUUAUUUUGUCUCUUAACAUGCCAGAAAUGAUUUCAAUUCCUUUGUAGCUUCUUCUGUGCCAGACUUUGAAUUCCUUGGGCUUAGCCGUACUGUAAAUGACAUAUUUCCUCUGUUGUGUUUACAUAUUUAGCUAUUGGGUGCAUCAGUGAUGUGUGACUAAAGUUGCAGUCAGGGCUGGGGAUCAGUACAUUGAUGUCAUUUUAAAGGGAAACAAAAAUAAGGGCUUAAAUAAUCCGCAGUUUUUAAUUCAUUACACCGAGAAAAAAAACUUGCCUUUCAAGAUCCUGAAAUAGCACAGUUUAGAUAAGCUGAAUUCAGCUUCAGACAGAUGGCUCCAUCACCAAUCUGGAGCCUCUCAUUCUUUGAAGUCCUAGUUCUGUGAACAGGGAUGGGUGCAGCAUACAGGAAAGUGGAGUUUUGGCUGCCUGAUUGACAGCUACUAGGGGCUGGGUUAUAACGUGAUUUGUACAGAUUACAGUAGUUCUAAACCACACUCCGACAUGAGUUUAUGAUGUGUAGUCAACACCAAAAAUAUCUUGUCUUACCUCCGAAUACGUUGAAUACGUCAUGGCACAACAAAUCUGUGAUUUGUGAGCCUGUUCAAGCACCCAAGGUGACUGACUGCAGUGCGGCUGAAUGAUUACGGCGGUGAGGAAGCUGUCAUCUCCCCGGGAGCAGGGAGAUGAUCACAUCCCCUCUGGACCUCAUGGAAAGCUGAUCCACUACCAGCUCUCCCAAAAUGUGGACACAUUAAAAUAAAAAAGUAAUAAAUAAUUUGUGUGUGUGUGUGUGUGUCAAAUCAGUGAGUAUGUGAGUGUGUCUGUGUUUGUCAGUGUGUGUUUGUCAGUCAGUGUUGUCUGUGUCUGUCAGUGAGCGUGUGUCUUAAAUCAGUGUGUGUGUCUGUCAGUGAGUGUGUAUGAGACCUGCCCCCCUCCAAUCACAUGGGAAAGGUGCUUUUUUCCCACACCAUGCUCGUGACGCCACAGCAGGCCCCACCUCCAUGGCUGAUAUCAUCAGUCUUGAUGAUCUCCGCCAAUCCAAUGCUUCCCCAUAGGAAAGCAAUGGGAGACUAUUGCACAUGCACAGCAAAACAAGAGCAUUUACAUAGGUGCUGCACACUGUGCAACACUGAACCAGGAAGCACCUCUGGAGGCCACCUGAGUGACUGUCACUAGUGUCAGUGUUUACAUUGCAAGUGUGCAAGGACAGACUGUAGACUUCAGAACAAUUACAUUAAUCUGUAGUGGUUCUGGUGACUAUAGUGUCCCUUUAAGAGUUGUAUUUUUGAUGUUGGAAAAAAGUCUCCUAACCUUAACUGGCUCCUAGAUUUCAAGUACAUUUGUCAAGCCCUGGAAUACAUCAUAUAUCACAAAGACACAUGAUGUAUUCAAUAUCAAAUAUUGACAUAUACUCCCCUCUGUUUAAAGUCCACCAUCUACAGAGCUUUGUGGUUGUUACUCUACAUCUAACGUCCACCUCCAGUCCUUUCGUGGUGCCUGUAGUCUGUGUGUGUUUCGCUUGGAAACACUACACAUACCAAGUUUAACCCCUCAGCCCCACAUUCGACAGCGUCAAUCGAGUCUCAUCAGCCUGCCCGGAAUUGAUUCGCAUUGAAUGUAUUCAUUUGGUGAGAGCACGCUAAGCCAGUGAAUGGGUUAGGCCGCUGCUCUGCCGGGAGCUCCUCACUGGACUACCAGGGAGCACUGAAAAUCUGUGGGGACCUAGGUAAGGGGCAAAUGAUUGUGUACUGGAGUGGAUAUGAUGCUUAGAGUAGCCAUUUAAUGAAGUGGUUAUGGUGUAUAGUUCACCGGUGGAUACAGUCAGCAGUUUCAUAACUGUGACUAGAACAGUGAUUGGCUGAGACUGUCCACCUGAUGCUGUUAGCCUAUCAUUGCCCACGAACCCUGGUUUGUUGUGAAGCUCCGCCUCUGCCAUAUCCUCGUUGGAGGCCAGGCACAGAGAAUCUUAAAUAGAGAUAAAAAUGUUCAAAUGUCAUGUGGGACCUAGUGCCCAUAGACUUCGGGCACCAUAACCACUUUAGUCAGUCAAAGUGGUUAUGGUGCUUACUGCAUUCCUUAAGCAUUUACCAAUAUGAUUUUCACAGUGUUAUUUUACUGGUAAUUGGCAUCAUCGAUAGUUUACAUAUCAUUAGUGAUUAUCAUUGUUAGUAUGCCUGACAAGAUAAUCAAGGAGCAGAGGCAGUUUUGUAAAUACGCCUAGUGAAUGAACUUCACUACUUUAUGGACAUUCUGUGUCGACGCGUUUGAUGACCAAUCCUUUGUUAAAGUUGCUCUCCCAAGCCAUUUUGAAUGACAGGGCUCCUCCUGUUGAAGCAAGCAUGGAUCAAAGAACUUCAGAUAAUGACCAUUCCUGUGUUUUGGAUUCCAUAUUCAGACCUUCGGGGUAAAGCGCUAAAUCUAAACAUAUUUUACUUGGAUAACAAGGCUACAGCUCAUGGACAGCCUGGGGAUUCCCUGGUACUGAUUAAUGAAGUUGUAGAUGUAUGGCCAGCCCCACUGCAGGAGAUUGAAUGAAUGUUCGUCCUCUCUUUGUUGUGAACUUGUAAUAAAUGAUAGACUGAUAGGAUUGACAAGCUUAGGGUUUUAGUGUGUUAUGUCAGAAAGCUUGGACGAGUUCUGCAGAGCCAAUAACUAUAUUUGUAUUUAAAGUAAAUGUUCAUCUUGGAGAUUGUUAAGGAAUUCCUUUCCGUGUAUAUCCUGGAGUAUUUCCAGAACCCUGCUGGUAUUGCUAUAUGGUAAUAUCUGCUGCUCUCUCACUGACAUUCGUUUAACCCUUCGUGUGCAAGAAUUAGGCAGUAAAGUGGCAAAAAGCAUAAAGUUGGUGUAUCCUCCUUGAUAAAACAUCCCAUAUUAGUUAUUACAUUCACAGGGUAAAGAUUGUCGUUCUGUAACAUACAUCUUUCACGCCUUUGGUAGGAAGUGGGUCACUGUUUGCCUGUUCUCUCUGUGGCCUUGCUGCCUGAGGUUUGGAAAAUGCUUUGUGGCCUGAUUAGUGUACGUAGAACCUUCUCUAUGAAACCUUGUGGCUGUAUUUUAACAGACCUGCAGUACUUGCCUGCAUUGUGCUCCUUCCUACACAGAAUGCCACUGCUAGCUCUGUGUGAAACGCACUGCUUGUUGAUACAGUAGCUGACACUCUGUCCGUUACCAAAGCCCAAUGAUUCCCUUCUCUGUUCACACCUUCAGGCUGGACUGGGAAAAAGGUAGAGUCCCAUCUUUUGCAGAACUACAACUAAUCUGAUGCCUUGCAAGUCUUUAGAAUGGUAAAGCAUUAUGGGUACUUUAUUACUACAAAAUCUGGGGAUCUACAGUUUGCCCACUCCUGCCUUAAAGGACCACUAUAGUACCAGGAAAACAUACUAGUUUUUCUGGCACUUCAGGGUCUCUAGGUUCCCCCCCCCCCACACACACACACACCCUCAGGGCUCCCCUCCUGCCGGGCUCUAGGGGCUAGAAGCGGUUAAAUCUUACCGGGCUCCCUCGGUGGUGGGGACUCUUCUCCUUUCCCCGUCAUCGGCGCGCGCGUUCAGCCAGUGCAUAGGAAAGCAUUCUCAAUGCUUUCCUAUGGACGCUGGCGUCUUCUCAUUGUGAACAUCACAGUGAGAAGCGCGGAAGCGCCUCUAGUGGCUGUCAAUGAAACCGCCACUAGAAGCUGGAUUAACCCAUAGGUGAACAUAGCAGUUUCUCUGAAACUGCUAUGUUUACAGCAGAAAGGGUUAAUUCUAGAUGGACCUGGCACCCAGACCACAUCAUUAAGCUGAAGUGGUGUGGGUGCCUAUAGUGGUCCUUUAAGACAAGACUUCGCCCAGGGACUCCAGCCCUCAUGACAACUUCAUUGCUGUAAGCUUGCAUUCAGGAUAGUAAGUCCCUUUACUUAAGUGCUAUGCAAUAAAGAUCCAAAUCUAGGCAUCAUGGGAAAUAAACACAAAAUAGCUGCCGCUGACUUUGAGGUUUUGUGUUUCAUGUUUUUAAUUGUUUGUGAAUUUAAUUCAAGGCUUCUGUUUUGGUGUGCUUUUAGAGAUUAGUCUUCUGAUUGAUCCAUUGCUCUGUUUAAUUGGAAUUGCUCACCUUUGCCUCUUGUUUCCCAGCUCGAAGGUCGUAUCAUUGAGGAUAAGGAGGGACAGACACCUCCAAACCCUACAGGAGGCUGUCCCAUCUGCCGCUGGAAUCUCAAACACAAGUAUGGUUACACGGUAAGAAUAUCUCUUCUUAUUCUAUCAGUAAAUAUGGUGACGUGACCCAAACACAUUGUAUGUCUACUGAGCUCGUCAGCUUGGGAUAUAGGUGAUGGUAAUUGAUUUUUAAAACAGAACCUGCUGCCUGUUUGUGCUAUCUCUACCCUAAUCCAUACAAAGGAUCUGAUCUCUCGUACAUCAGACCAGCCAGAAGUAUAUUUAUUGGCCAGUCUCUGGCUUUAAAUGUAUAUUCUUGCCGACUUUCCUCCAUGCAGAGAACCUGUAUAGCCGUAUCAUACUAUUAUAUACAGCAGGCACCCUAUCCAUAGUCUCCAUUCAGCCAUACCCCUCGCCGAGCUACGUUUUCUUCUCCUCACCCUAUCUCGCAGAUGCACUGAUCCCAUCCUGAAACAAUAAUUGUUCAAUGCCUUCCUUUUAAUAGACAAAAAUAAAUUACUAAAGCUGGAAAUUGUAUAGAAAGGACAAAUUGCCAAAGUGACCAAAUUUGAAGAACUCUUUAACUCCGGUUAAGGUUACCGUUCCUUGGUUUUAAUUUAACAUUUGUAAUCUGUCAAUUCUCCUUAAUUACUGUUCUCCUGGUUUGGUGAAUAAAACCCUAAUAUGUUUGCACCCUCCAUUAAAGACAGAUUAUGCACCUUGUGCCACGUGAAGCCUAACAUGGGGCAUUUACAGAUAUAAACUUUCUCUGCUCGUGUGCUGGUGGCUUUCUCCUGUUUUUGUGGUAAUCUUCGUGAAAUCCGAAGACGCGCUAUAUAUUGUAUGUUGGAUUAAUGUAAAUAUUGUUCCCGCAGCUUUGGCAGGGGAUCUGAUGAAUUCUCUGUGCUCCCCAUGCAGCAGAAAGGAAUUGCUUUCACUGUCUGUUAUUACUAGCUGUAACUCAGUCAUCGUACGCUUCUUGCCAGAGAUUGACGGAUAUGAGAUCUGCGCCAGCAAUGGUUCAGGAACAUCUGUUUUCUUGACUCGUAGUUAGAGAUUGAGCAUUUCUGCUGUUAUCUGACCAAGUGCGGCUCAGCAUAACUUGCUCUGUGGGAACCUGCAGCAGCGGUUGAGCGGUAGUUGCUCUGAUAACAGUAGAAUCUGAUCCAACAUGGCCGCUCAACCAGAAAAAAAAAUUACAUUUCGAGAAGUGAAAACCUGUGAUGUUAAAACAUGGCCUACGUUUCUGAAACCUGUCUUUCUGUGUAGUUUUUAGGAUCGGUUUCUGGAUUUUAGCUUCGUUAAGAGGAGAGUUAGGUUAUUGAAGAAUCUAAUAUAGCAGCUUUCCUUUGGUUAAUAUCUGCAAUAAUAUUUGUGGAUUAUUAAUGGGUCUGUGGUCUAGCUAUGUCCUGUCCCUUAAUCUAGGAAAUCCUCUUUACAUCCACCAAUGCUACAUUAAUAAACUAAGAAAAUAUUUUAAAAGCAAAGUUCACAGUUAAUUUAUUUAAAUAAGGCACUUAUUUCCUCUCUCUGUACCUGACCACGUCAGCUGGUAUUAUGUUUAAAUCUGUUUAUUCUGUUUAAUAAGUGGUUCAGAGGAUUGAUAAGGUAAACGGGGUUUGGUAUUUGUAAGUAGUAAGGUAAAAUGUUAAUGACUCUCCAGCUCCGUCUUGUCUUUACUUCUAUACACGUGAAUGUCCUUUCCAUCUGCAAAUAAGCAAAGUGCGAGAUACAUUGAUUAUAUUCUGGAGCCCAAUGAUCUAUUCAGUAAUAAUGUGACUGUUUAAUCUAAGUGAGUUUUAUUAGUACAGGAUUUUGGGGGCAAUUCUGGUUGGUGUGUGGGCCAAUUGAAAUAGCCUUAAAGUUGCAUGGAGCAAAUUUUCAAUUGUUGCAUUUUCCAACACUUGCAGGGCUUGUCACUUACGCUCUUGUCCGGGAUUGGUAGGGUGAAUGCAAUACUCCCACACUGUACAUCUUACACACAGUCCCGUUAGACUUUCUAUUUCGUUAAGAACUAUUGAGAAUUUUCCCUUUAAUCCACUGGAGAACUGAGUUGUAAUACUAAUAGAUUGUGCUGUACCUGUAGCUCUAUCAUUAUAUAUAUGUAUAUAUCACACUCCUGGCAGGAUGUCCUUCUGCUCAGCCAGUUUAUCCGCUCAGACGGAGGGAUGUUACCGCGCAGGCUGACUGGUCUUUGUACAGAAGAGCACAGGAAGGUGGAAGAAUGUGUGAAGAUGGCUCACAGGGCAGGUAAGAGAUCCUCAUUGUUAAUAUUUUUAUCUCACACUUCCUUGCUUAAACAAAUCCCAAUUACAUACAUGGGUACCCCAGAAUUAUUUUUUUUAUUUAUUUUUUACAAACGUUAAAGCGAAAUUACUCCUCUGCUACCCCAAGAAAUCAAUCUAAACUUUGAGUAAAAUAUUGUGGCUAAAGUCGAAAAAGGUGCUACAUGUUUGUUUCUAAAGCACCAACAUAAUUCGUUUUACUGAGCAUUUAACUAUGCGGGUUUACAAGUGUGUCACCACAGCCGAAUACAUUGAUUACUGCUGUAUAUAAUAGGAAGCUGAGCCAAGAAUCCAGUGAUUACUACUGUGUACACUAGAAAGUUGAGUCAAGAAGUCAGUGAUUAUUACUGUGUAUAUUAGGAAGCUGAGUCAAAAAAAACAAUGAUUACUGCUGCUGUGUAUACUAGGAAGCUGAGCCAAGAAUCCAGUGAUUAGUACUGUGUAUACUAGGAAGUUGAGUCAAUAAUUCAGUGAAUAUUACUGUGUAUACUAGGAAGCUGAGUCAAGAAUCAAGUGAUUACUACUGUGUAAAUUAGGAAGCUGAGUCAAGAAUCAAUUGAUUACUACUGUGUAUACUAGGAAGCUGAGUCAAGAAUCAAGUAAUUAUUACCGUGUAUACUAAGAAGCUGAAUCAAGAGAUUACUACUGUGUAUAUUAGGAAGCUGAGCCAAGUGAGGAGUUUGCAGGUGUGUCUGUACACUGUCUAUUUAGUUCCCUGUUCCCGCAGGGGGAUCCCAUGUCUUCAGAUACUCACUUAUGUUGAUAUUAACUGUAGUGAAUUAAAUCACACCUAGUAACUUAUAUAUCAGUCAUAACUAAAAGGAUCAUAAUGGUUCCAUAGUGGAAUCAUAAGACAGUAUUCAUUCAUUAAUCUUCUUAUAGUCCUUCAGAUAGCUUGGACUUUCCAUGUUGCAUUUCUCCAGUAAGAGCCUGGAUGACAACACAACAAGCACACAAACAUUUCAUUGUCUGAAUCCUCAUUCCCUCUAGUCCUUGUGUGUUUGGGAGUCUUAUGUCUCUAUAAACUGUGUACACACAGGUACCACACUGUACUCCAGUUUUCAUGAAGAAUUUUAACGAACACAAACUAGUCAUUUCGACAAAGGCCAAAUUAGCACUAAGCUGUAUUAUUCAUAGCUAACCUUUCUAUGUCUGUCUUCAGUGUUUAAUGUUUGUCACCAGUGACUGAGGGAGAGAUUUCUACCACAAACUGAAGGUGACACUAUAUCCAACACCAAGCUUGUUCCAUGUGCUAUGGUUUUUGUCUUUUGGAGCCAAACUAAUCUCAGUGUGACAUUCAUAUAGUACAGGAAACACAAGAUACAGGAUGCCAAAAAAUGUAAAUACAAUAAAAUGAUCUAAAAAUGGAGCACAUAAUCGGUUCCUUUUACUGUUUUUACGUACAGACACUUUUACCUGUGGAAACACUUUUUUUCAUCUUGCUUGCCACGUUGUCUCAGUAUUUAAUAUCAUGUGAAAUCUUUACACAGUUCUCGGACAUUGUUAUGUAGAUAAGUGAACCCAUUUAACGGGCGCUCCUGUCCUGUCCUGUAAUAUCUGUGCUGCCAGUAUCUGUUUGGAUUUUUUUUAUUGAAGAGUUUUGAGUAUAACAAAGAUUUAUGUAUAACACAAGUUUAUAUUAGGAAUAUCCAUCAUGUACAAUGGGUAAUGAUACAUCUGUGGUAUACCAUUUGAAACUAAUUUUUCACAUAUAUAAUUCCACAACAAUAUUCCUUUAAAGAAAUGUGAAGGAGAGGAGGGGGGUGGGAGAGGGUGGAGGAAGAGGAAGAGGGGGAGGGGGGGAAGAGGAGAGAAAGGGGGCGAGGACAGGGGAAUAACAAAAUGAAACAAAUUAAGAUUGUUCAUCUAUCCAACAGGUAAUCUUACAUGAGUCGGAGCUUACUCUAAACAUUUCACCCUCAUAUCUAACCUUCAUAAUUGUAGAGGUGGGGGUUAAGCGCGCAUUAUGGCUAAAACCCGUUUCUUGACUAUAAGAAAGUCUCGCUUAACCCACUAGGCCAGUUCUGCCUUCCUUGAUUUCUAUUAGCAUUGUUGUUGUUCUGUGCAUUUAAUUAUUCUAUUUGUCGUUCACGUAUGUUAUCCAUAGUUGCCAGAUUUCUGUAAACCUAUCGGUCAUCCCCAAAGAUCACCAUCUUAGUUCUUCCAUUACUCUAAAGUGUUCUAACUUCGAGACCCAUUCCCUGUGUCCUAUGUGUUUUGUGUUUUUCCAAUUAGUCGCUAUUACUGAUUUAGCCGCUGCCAACAUAAACAACAGGAGUAUUUAAAUUUCUGUAUAGGAAUGUCUAUAUUGAGUAGUACCAUAGUAUCUAUUUCACAGGGAAUUGCCUUCCCAGAUAAUUCCUUUAUUUUUGAGUUAACCAUUUCCCAAAAUGAUCUUAAGUGGCUACAAUGCCACCACAUGUGGCCUAUGUCCCCAUUUUCCUCACCGCAUCGCCAACACCGUGAGGACUCGUCUUGAUGGAACCUGUGUAUGUCGUGCGGUGUUCUAUACCAUGUGGAUAGGGUUUUAUAAUUACCGUAUUUAUUCGAGUAUAACGCGCAACAUUUUCUACCAAAAAAAGAAAUCAAAGUUUGGGUGCGCGUUAUAAACGAGGGCUGGGGUGAGGUGGCAGUGGCGGCCGGUCCAUUGAGGGCGCAGGUGAAUUGUGAGUUCACACUGCGCCAUUUCCGGGCUGCAGCCGCACACUGUACACGAGGGCGAAGAAAAAAAACGUCCCCUCGUCGCGUACGGUGGGCGGCCCGAACUGGGGGUGAGAAUUCUUAUUAUCCGCUGUAUGGUCGCCGCUUCAUUUCCUCGUCUCCCACACGUUACGGUAAGCAUUGCUUUUGUACAAUUCAGUGUUUUGCGUACCGUAAUUCAGUGUUCUUCAUAUUUUAAUUGAUAUACUGGUUUACAUUAGAUGGCAACUGGUAUCAAGAGAAAACGUUCUGCAUAUGACGCUUCAUUCAAGCUCAAAGUUGUUGAUCAUGCUGAAAUUCACGGAAAUCGAGCAGCUAGCCGAGAAUUCACUGUACCAGAGACGAAUGUUAGAGAAUGGAGAAAACAGAAAGUCGUCCUGAAAGAUAUGAAUAAAACAAAAAAAGCACAACGAGGGAGACAAGCCAUGUACCCAGAUAUGGAGAAGGAACUUUAUGAAUGGAUCAUUGACCAAAGAAGUAGUGGGUACAUUGUCACAUCACUCCACAUUAGACUUAAAGCCCAAAAGUUUUGCAAAGAUUCAAACUUCAAAGCCUCUAAUGGAUGGACACAAAAGUUUAUGAAAAGGCAUGGACUUGCAAUACGCCAGAGAACAAAGAUAGCACAGAAGCUACCUAAUGAUUUAGAAGAGAAGAUUGCUUCAUUCCAUACCUUUAUAAUCAACCAACGCAAGCAGAUUAAUUUUGAACUUUCACAGAUAGGCAAUAUGGAUGAGACCCCCAUGUGUUUUGACCUACCAGGCAACAGGACAAUUGACAGCAAAGGGAAGCACACAGUCCAGAUUAGAACCACAGGCCAUGAGAAAACUCAUUUUACCGUUGUGUUAUCCUGUAUGGCAGACGGUUUUAAACUUAAACCAAUGGUGAUUUUUAAAAGAAAGACUAUUCCAAAAGGAGUUAAAUUUCCACCAGGUGUCGUGAUCCAUUGUCAUCCUAAAGGAUGGAUGGAUGAAAAGGGAAUCAUUUUAUGGUUAAAUAAAGUUUGGAAUACUAGACCAGGCGCAAUCCUGAAGAAAUCCAUGCUUGUAUGGGACCAGUUCCGCUCACACCUGACAGACACUGUGAAGGACAAACUGAAAAGUCUAAAAACAUUUCAAGCUGUGAUUCCAGGUGGACUAACCUCUAUUCUUCAGCCACUAGAUGUCGUUUUAAACAAACCCUUCAAAGACAGAGUCAGGGAAAAGUGGAUUACCUGGAUGAAAUCCGACGACAAAGAAUUGACUGCAAAAGGAAACCUCAAGAAACCUGGUCUAUCUCUCGUGACAUCCUGGGUUAAAACAUCAUGGGAAGACAUACCAAAAGAAAUGAUCAUCAAGAGUUUUUUGAAGACAGGCAUCAGCAAUAAAAUGGACGGCACAGAAGACGACCUGCUGUGGAAUUCAGACUCAGAAGAAAGCGAAGAAACUGGAGAAACAGAUGUUCCUGCCAACUGGGACACUGAUGAAAAAUUAACUCGAGAAGAAUGGGAACAAGUCUUUAGUGUAUCUGAUGAUGAAUCUGUCUUUGAAGCAUUUUAAAUAAAUAUUGUUACCGGUAAUUUUAUUUCGGUAUUGUGUUUAUACCAGUUUACGUUGUCAAUAAAUGAUUUUUGUCAUGGCCGCACGUAUUAAACAACGUUUUUUUGUUAAUUACAAUGCUUGGUGUGAAACAAAAUUUUAUACCGAUUUUUAAUCGAAAAUUAGGGGUGCGCGUUAUACACGUGUGCGCGUUAUACUCGAAUAAAUACGGUAAUCUCGUGUAAGGAGACACUGGGAUGGGAGUAAAAAGUUUUGUUAAAAAUCCGUUCCCUAUCGCUUAACGUUCAGUUAAGGUGUUUUCCCCAUUUGCGUAUAAACCACGGCAGGCCAUGGUGUAUGUGUAUCUGUAUUAUUUCCAGGCAUUUGGAUAUUGCCUUCGCCACUAGUGUUGUACUCAUGCACAUUUGUUCAAAUUUGGUAAUUUCUGUGAGAGACCCUUCGGGGACGUGAAGAGAUUUUAGAAAGUGGGUCAUUUGAAAGAACAGGAAUUAUUGGGUUAAGGUGUGUGUAGUUGUCUGUGUUAUGUCUGCCAGUGUUAAUGGUCCUUGGGUAUUCCAUACACUAUCUAAAGGUAUGUAUGGUGAGUUUUCCAUCCGGGUGGUUAUUGGGAGUGGGAUACCUUUGAUUCCUAUCGGAAACCUCAAGUUAUGAGAGAUGGGGUAUCUUGGUGAUAAGCUUGGAGAUAUGUUGGGGAGACACAUUUAUUGUGGCAUCAAUAGUGUGGUGGGUAGGUGUAGGGUAAUCCAUGGAACCCGUGUAUGUCCACGGCAGGGCUUCCAGGGAGGUAUGUGAUAUUGCUUGUUCUAUAGUGAUCCACUGUUUGGUUAGAGGUUGACAUGAACACUCUUAUUAUUCUUGCCAUGUGCAUAGCGUAGUAAUAGUGGAGAACGUCUGGUAGUCCUACUUCCCCUCUUUGUUUUGGUCGUGUAAGUAUAUGGUAGGCAAUACCGGGUCUUUUUCCAGCCCAGAUGUAUCUAGUAAAGAGCGCUUUGAUAGUGUUGAAAUUUUUUUGUGGAAUCCUUAUAGGGAUUGUGUUCACUAGGUAAAGUAUGCGAGGAAGAAUAUUCAUGGAUAUGACGUUUACCCUUCCCAACCAUCUGAAGUGUGGUUUGUCCCAUUUAUGGAGAUCAUUUUGAAUCGUGUUCGAUAUCUGAGGAAAAUUUGCUUGAUAUGUGUCUUUUAUAUUGUUUGUAAUAUUUAUUCUCAGAUAUUUAAUGGAUGUUGUGUUCCAAUGGAAUGUAUAGUCCCUGCUAAGUUUCUCGUCCAUUUCCCUGUUCACGUUUAUGUUAAGAGCUUUACAUUUUGUAGUGUUGAUUUUAAAGUUGGAGUAUGAGUCUUCGUGAUUGGAGAGGGUAAUGGUAAAAAUGAGAUCAUCAGCAAAUGCUGAUACUUUGUACGACUGUGAACCUAUCCUAAUGCCUUUUAUAUUCUCGUGAGUCCUAACCGCCUGGAGUAGAGGUUCCAGGGCCAAUAUGAACAAUAAGGGUGACAAGGGGCACCCCUGUCUAGUUCCGUUUGUUAUGGUCAGUGGGUCUGAAAGUAUACCAUUCACUUUUAUCCGGGCUGUGGGCUUGGAGUAAAUGGCAUUAAUUAAUGCCUGCCAGUUAGGUCCAAAACCCAGGGUGUCGAGGGUCAUCUUUAGAAAGGGCCAGUCCACCCUGUCAAACGCUUUCUCCGCAUCAAUUGCCAACAGGAUGGACGGCACCUCUCUCCCCCCCACCCAUUGGACCAAAUCCAAGACUUUAGUAGUAUUGUCCCUAGCUUCCCUUUUAGGCACAUACCCGGCGUGAUCUUAGUGGAUCAAUUCGUUCAAAAAUGGUCUCAAUCUCAUUGCCAUAAUUUUAGUUAAAAUCUUAAUAUCAACGUUUAUCAGGGAUAUGGGUCUAUAGCUGCCACAAAUCUAGGGAUUUUUCCCAGCUUUAGGUAAUACAGUUAUGGUUGCUUCCAGGCUAGAUUGGGGGUAGUGGUGUGUUUUGGGGCAAGGAAUUCAGGGUUUCCAGGAGGUGUGGUGUGAGUUUUUCUAUGAAAGUUUGAUAGUACGUUGCUGAAAACCCAUCUGGGCCUGGAGCCUUGUUAUGUGGGGUGUUGCGUAUAGCCUGUUGCAGUUCCUCUAUCGUGAAUGGUGCAUCUAAUGAUUGGGCCUCUAAAUCUGAACGUUUUCUCUGGGUAUGUUUCCCUAGGUAUCGUCUCAUAGUCUCUGUGUUAGGUGGGGUGUGGUGUAGGUUAUAUAGAGAUUUAUAGAAUUUACGAAACUCUUCUGCAGUAUCUUCAGCUGUGUGUGCAGAAGUGCCGUCUGCCCUUCUUAUUUUGGGUAUAUAGGUGCGUUGUUGUUGCUCUUUAAGUGCAGAGGCUAAGAGUCUUCCACAUCUAUCACCAUGUGUGAAAUAUCUCUGUUUGGACCAUAGCAUAGCUUUUUUAGUUGUCGUUUAACAAUAUUUUCAAUUCUGAUCUUAGGGACGUUAGCUUAAUAAAUUCUGAUUCUGAGAGAGAUUUUUUGUGGGAUUCUUCUAAUGUUUUAAUGUCUUGAAUUAAUAGUUUCCUAGUUUUGGAUUUCUCCCGUUUUCAGGUGGGACCCCCAUUUGAUUAAUUCCCCUCUGAUUACGCAUUUAUGGGCCUCCCAUUGUAUAGUGGAUGCAGUGUCUGGAGUCUUAUUGGAUUCAAAGUAUUGGUGGAUGGAUGUUUCCAUGGCUUUCCGUAUCGUUGUAUUCAGUAAUAGGUGGGGGUUGAGUUUCCAUUGGUAUUUUGUUGUGGGUAUGACAAAAUACCAAUGAGGUCUUUAUGUGUUGUUAGAAAAAGGUCAAUGCGUGUGUAUGUAUGAUUCGGGUUAGAGUAGAAUGAGUAGUCUUUCGUCUUAGGAUUUAGUACCCUCCAACAGUCUGAGUUGGUGGUCCCAAAGUAUCUUUCUCAUCUGAGAUCUUGCUGAUGUUAUAUGGGCUGGACAUUGUGAAGUACUGUCCCAUUGGGCGUCCAAUUACAUAUUAAAGUCCCCUCCUAUAAUAAUUAUAAUCUCUGCGGACUUUCUGACCUUCGUCAUUAUACGUCUUAGGGUGGCACAUUGGUGAGUGUUUGGUAGAUAUAAGUUAACUAGCAUGAUCGGAGUGUUUCCUAUGAGUCCUAUAAGAAUGAUAUAUCGUCCCGAGUCUUCAGAUAUCUGUUGCGUCAAUGUGAAAGGGACUUGGGCUCCUAUCAGAAUUGCCACUCCUCUAGAUUUCUUAAGACCGAAGUUAUUAUAGAAACUCAAUGGGAAUUGCUUAUGCCGUAAUUUUGUAACGCUUCCUUGCCUCUAAAAUGGGUCUCUAAAAAUACAAUGUCCGCCUUCAUUUUAUGAAAAUCCCUCAUUGCCAUGUGUCUUUUUUCUGGCGAAUUAAGACCUUUAACAUUACAUGAGAUUAUCUGUAGUUGUUUGUCCGUAUUAUGUCUUUUCAGUCAGGGAAAUCAGGUGAAUUGAAGUCAGUGACUUUUCGCAAGGAAUAGCUCACUUUCUUAUCCUGAACACUGUAAACAGUUUGGAUUUUUAACCUUUUCUCAGAUGUUGAGUUGCACGAAUUAUGCUGAGAAAAGCACAUUUGUAAAUGAAAAGGCUUUGUUAAUGAUAUUUCUCAGAUGUCAAGUGUGCACAUGUAAGAUCCUGCUGUGGCGGCUCAGACUCCAAUUAUCGCUUUCAAAAAAAUACUUUGCACCCAUUUCCUCACUACAUCCAGAUUGUCAGAGUGACCAGUACAGUGAAGUGAUCUUGCACAGGUCUUGUCAAUAAUGUUCAGGUAGAACUCUCCAGACCUUACGUUUGUUCUUUUGUAUUUGAUCCCAGGCCAUAAAACCAUCUUUAACGUAAAUAAGCCAAAAGCCCUUAGUAGAAAUCUGUGUUUAUAGAAGAUUUCUGCUUUAUUCAUUUGUACAGUUUGUUUUGUGGACACAAAGCUGUAAUUCCUGUCCCAACAGCAUGUAUUCUGUCUGAGAGCCUUCAGAUCACCUAUAUUUUCUGUGUGUGUGGAGUUUAUGAUGUUACUGAGGUAGAUAUUUUAUUUGUAGAUUAGUAUUUCCUUACCAAAAGGUGCUGUAACACUCCUGGACUGGCCAAAACCUCCACGGGCACGUCUAACACUUUACUUUAUUUCCAGGUCUCUUGCCAAAUCACAGGCCUAAACUUCCAGAGGGAGUCAUCCCAAAACCCAAAUUCCAACUGAACAGGUGAGCCCAAGACAUGCGGGUUAGAAUAGAUUACAUCUUGGUGAAAUUUGCUUCUAGUGAUUAACCACAGACUGUAUAUGUUUAUAAAGAUUAUAUCCGUAAUAAUCCCCAAAACCCAUAACUGGAGUGUAAGAUUAUACUAGUUGACUUUAGUUUCAAUUUUACAUAUUAGGUCACGUGUUAGAAUUCCUAUGCUGUCCUACUGGAAGUUACCAAUGAUUACAGACCGUUAUAGCUGUUUAUCUAGCCUGUUUAGUUUAUUGGCUUUUCUUACUUCCAGGUAUCUCACCCGAUGGUCCGUGUCCUCUACAAAGCCUAUCUUGAAGAAGGGAUUGAAAUGGUGUAAAGUUCGUAUGCCAGUUGGUCAUCCGAUCUUGAAGGACAAUGUUCGUUAUGGGAAGAAACAUAUGUACAGCAGGCACUGAGAUGGGAACAGAUUAGCUUACCGUUCCUUUUCAAAGUUUGAUGGGUGGGCAGGACAUGAAUUUGUUCUUUGUCAGUAUAUGUGACGUUAACAAUCUGUAGCUUUGUGCCCGAAGAAGGUCCAGACCAAAGAUCUACACCAAUUUGUUCUUCGUCAGUAUAUGGGAAGGUAAUAUAUUCCAUAGCUUUGUUCCCAAUGAUGUUUCAGACCUAAAAUCUAAACCAAUUUGCCAUAAACAUGGCAUCUAAAUAAAUCUUAGUCUAUAAUAAAACUAGUCUUUUUCUGAUACAAUUGUGUUGGUGUUGUCAAUCCCAUUGGAGAAUCUCAAUCUCAUAAAUUACCUUGUCACACUAAGAAUCACUAGAAUUUUUUUGGUCCUCCUAAUACCAGACUCUAAAAUUCAGUACCGCUGUAUCUCUGUUUAAAUGUGACCAGAAAUUGCUUUAUUAAUGUUUGGAAAACAAAGAACAGCAAUUGUUGUAUUCAUAAAUAACAGUUCUCGAGCAAAGUUCAAAAUGUGGCGAUACUGUCUGUUUCCUGUAGUUCCUAUGGCUGCUCUGUGCUCGGUAAAUGGAACAUUAGAUACUAAGCGGUUGAAAUCAUGAACGGCAGGUCAAUGUUCCUCUCUCCGUUCCCGAUGUAUAUGUAGCCAUGUUGAGAAGUCAGAGGAAUGUGAUAGAAAGUCAUUCCAAGCCAAAGGAGGCUGCGCAGGAUCAGGACGCUGCCUCCCUGUUCAAACUGCAGACUCCAUGAACCUGUCAAUAAAGGAAAUUGCCUGUUAACACAUUAUAUCCAGAGUAUUUACUUCUAUAAACUUGGAUUGUGUAUAAUUUUGAGCCCCUUUUAUUAAGUGUCUCCAUUUUAGUGGGCCAAAUGUAAUUGGACAAAUUACUAUAAACCUUAAAGGAUUACUCCAAGCACUGUAACAAUUACAGCUCACUGUAGUGGUUAUAGUGCCAGUAGCAUACUAGCAUCCACCAAGAGUAAU